CACGCAUAUUCCUUAUCGGCAGCUCUAUAUUAACCCCUCUCUUUCUUCUCUUCACAAUAUUAUAUUAUCUCUGUAUUUUCGCUAUUUUUCUUUUCAACAUCCAUAUUUCACCAUCUCAUUUCUGCCUUCUAAAUCAAUAAAAGUAAGUUGCUCAGUUUUUCACUCUUCAGUUCAACACUAUAAAUUAUCUAAUGUGUGAAAUAUCUCAUGAAAAAAAUGUAUUUUUGACAUGCAACAAAAUGAACCGAAGCUUUAGGAUUAGAGCCAAGUUGAAGACUCAUUAACAAUGGUGGCCUCUGAGAAUGACUCGAAGCAUACAAACCAAGCGAGGAGAAUGCAAGAGUCGGCUGAUCCACCAUUUGAGACAACAUACAAGAGACUAUUGGAGAAGGUGAUGUCGGCACCAGAAGUUUCGGGCGUGGGGGAAUGCGAGCUUCCGAUGAUCGAUCUAAACGAGCUGAAGAUGGGGGAGUUGUCGAAGCGGGCAUGCAAGAAGAAGAUCGCCCUAGCUUCGCAGGAGUGGGGUUUUUUCCAGGUGAUAAAUCAUGGGAUUUGUGGAGAGGUUCUAGAGAAGAUGAGGGAGGAACAAGCCAAGCUCUUCGCUAAACCCUUCUCCGACAAGGCGGCGUACAACUUCUCGUCGGGGAGCUACCGGUGGGGGACGCCAUCCGCCACCUGCCUCGCCCAGCUCUCCUGGUCCGAGGCUUUUCAUGUCUCCGUCAGCGACCUACUUGCCUCACCCAACACCCACAAUAAUCUCAGCUCAAUAAUGGGGCAGUAUGCGAGGAUGGUGUCUGAAUUAUCACAGAAAUUGGUGGACAUAUUGGCAUCAGAAUUGGGGCAGAAAUCAGAUUUCUUCAAAGAGAACUGUGUGGAGAGCACAUGUUACCUAAGAUUAAACAGAUACCCAGCCUGCCCUAUUCUCCCACAAAUGUUUGGCAUAAUGCCACACACUGACAGUGACUUCGUCACAGUGUUGCACCAAGACCAAAUCGGUGGACUCCAGCUUGUCAAAGAUGGCACCUGGUUUGCUGUUAAACCUAAUCCUCAAGCCCUUGUUAUCAACAUUGGUGAUUUGUUUCAGGCGUGGAGUAAUAACGUGUACAAAAGCGUGGAGCAUAGGGUAGUGGCAAACCCUGUAUAUGAAAGGUUCUCAACGGCAUACUUCUUCUGCCCAUCAUACGACACCGUUAUAGCAAGUGGGAUUGACACUUGUGUUUAUAGAAGCUUUACCUUUGGAGAAUACAGAAAACAAGUCCAACAAGAUGUCAAGUUUUUUGGCCACAAAAUUGGACUUCCCAGAUUUCUUCUACAAACUCACUAGAUCGUAUAUUAUAAGAUGACUGCGAAAUGCCCACCGUUGGAGGCGCAGACAGUACCAAUGGCAAGUGUCGGAUCCAAAACUUAAUUAUGGAGGCGGCCGAAUAAAAUUAAACGCAAUACUCACAUGGUUCCAGAAUUGUAAAGGCAUGCACCUCGAGCACUUGUACGACACGUUUAAGCACAAGUACGAUGCUGUUUUUAGUGAUAAACACAAGUUGCAACUGUAUUUAGAUAUAACAAAAUUUGCAAAAUAGUUUAAGAUUAUAGCAUGGAAUGUCAAUUAUAGCACUUGGGUAGC
This is a messenger RNA of Salvia splendens (bonfire salvia), 1621 nucleotides long. RefSeq names its product gibberellin 2-beta-dioxygenase 8. Lineage: Eukaryota; Viridiplantae; Streptophyta; Magnoliopsida; Lamiales; Lamiaceae. The record is from RefSeq and is a predicted model, not a curated record. The coding region runs from base 287 to 1324 and encodes 345 amino acids. The transcript has 4 exons.